This is a messenger RNA of Arvicanthis niloticus (Nile rat), 3521 nucleotides long. The record is from RefSeq and is a predicted model, not a curated record. NCBI's taxonomy places the organism in Eukaryota, Metazoa, Chordata, Mammalia, Rodentia, Muridae.
AUAAAAGUGCUGUGAGCAUCGGGUGAGCGCCACCGAGGACCGAGGUGGGUGGCAAUCGGCACGGUCAGGGUCCCUUGGCGUUCCGGAGUUUUCUCUGCGGUCCCGAUCCCCGGAGGAGUCCGGACCUGGCGCUGUCCAGGAUCCCUCGGAGGUCGGGGCUCCCUCUGUGCUCCGUGCCCCUCCAGCUGCCAGGUUCCCUCUGUGGUGCGGUCUUCUCUAGCCCAAGGUGCGCUCAGCGCCCCGCACCCAACCUCCGUGCACCAAGCCCGGCAGGGAGUCCGGCCCUUGUGCCCAGAGCUGCAGUGGCUGGACAUGACGGUCCCUCCUGUCCUGCUUCUCUUUCUUCUGUCCUCGGUGCGAGCCACUGAGCAACCGCGGGUCGUCACUGAGCAUCCCAGCAUGGAGGCAGCCCUGACCAACGCCUCACACUUCUGGGCCAACUACACUUUCUCUGACUGGCAGAACUUCGUGGGCAGAAGACGCUAUGGGGCCGAGUCCCAGAACCCUACAGUGAAAGCCCUGCUCAUCGUGGCCUACUCCUUCAUCAUCAUCUUCUCGCUCUUCGGCAAUGUUCUGGUCUGUCAUGUCAUCUUCAAGAACCAGCGAAUGCACUCGGCCACCAGCCUCUUCAUCGUCAACCUGGCAGUGGCGGACAUCAUGAUCACAUUGCUCAACACGCCCUUCACUUUGGUCCGCUUUGUGAACAGCACAUGGGUGUUUGGGAAGGGAAUGUGUCAUGUCAGUCGCUUUGCCCAGUACUGUUCUCUACAUGUCUCAGCACUGACCCUGACAGCUAUCGCUGUGGACCGUCACCAGGUCAUCAUGCAUCCCUUGAAGCCUCGAAUCUCCAUCACCAAGGGUGUCAUCUAUAUUGCUGUCAUCUGGGUCAUGGCUACCUUCUUCUCUCUGCCACACGCCAUCUGCCAGAAACUGUUUACCUUCAAGUACAGUGAGGACAUUGUCCGUUCCCUCUGCCUGCCGGACUUCCCAGAGCCAGCUGAUCUCUUCUGGAAGUACCUGGACCUGGCCACCUUCGUCCUUCUUUACCUACUUCCCCUUGUCAUCAUCUCAGUGGCCUAUGCUCGUGUGGCCAAGAAGCUGUGGCUCUGUAACACCAUCGGUGACGUGACCACAGAGCAGUACCUCGCCCUGCGACGCAAGAAGAAGACCACCGUGAAGAUGCUGGUGCUUGUGGUGGUCCUUUUUGCCCUCUGCUGGUUCCCCCUCAACUGCUAUGUCCUCCUCCUGUCCAGCAAGGCCAUCCACACCAACAAUGCCCUCUACUUUGCCUUCCACUGGUUUGCCAUGAGCAGCACAUGUUAUAACCCCUUCAUCUACUGCUGGCUCAAUGAGAACUUUAGGGUGGAGCUAAAGGCGUUGCUGAGCAUGUGCCAAAGGCCACCCAAGCCUCGGGAAGACAGGCUACCCUCCCCAGUUCCUUCCUUCAAGGUGGCAUGGACAGAGAAGAGCCAUGGUCGGAGGGCUCCGCUAGGUCAUCACCACCUGCCCUCUUCCCAGAUCCAGACUGGGAAGACAGAUCUGUCCUCUGUGGAACCCAUUGUGGCCAUGAGUUAGGGAAAGUGGGGGAGAGUUCUGCCCUCACAUUAUCCAGAUGCUUGCAGAGUCAGAAAGUUCCACAGAAGCAGUGAGAUGCUUGGGUUCCUAGGAACCUGUCCAUCCCCAUCUGAUUUGCAAACCUUCUAGAAGAUGACCUGAGGUGUUAUGUGUAGAUCUUUGAGCAAGCGCUCUGGAAGCCACCUCAGCUCCAACAGAGGCUGGUCCAGUCAACCACCUCCAAUUGUCUAGCAUCUGCCACCUUGCUGAGCACCCACAGCGGGGACCUGAGUCAUACUAUUGGUGGGCCUGACCCAUGUGCUCAGAAAAGAACUUCACUAGCCAGGGAGAAGAGGCACAGAAGCUUUCUGAAGUCACUGGAGCAAGUUAGUCACACAGCUUCAGUGGCCUUGGGUCGAUCCAUGACCAGACAGGACCCAUUUUGGUUUCUUAAAAUAAAGAGAAACUAGUAUCACCAUUUUGAAAAGUUCAGAAAAGUAAAGAAAUGAAUUCAGCCCAUCAAUUUGUAAACAACAACAAAAAAGUAAUGCCUGUUAAUAUGCUGUGAAUUUAUCUGCCUUCUCUCUCUGUGUGUGUACAUUUGUACUUUUAAAAUCCUGAACUACACAUGUCCUCUUAGGCUGUAAUAAUCAGCAAGAAACUGGGGUAUAUCAGAGUACUAUUGAAUUCUUCCACGAGGAAUGGGGUCCCUCAGCAGACAGAAGAGAAGAGAGAAGAGAGCAUGGUGAGGGUCGACUCUUAUCUUGUAACUAGCGAUGGGUGGGGCCUGGCCCUCUCCUAGGUGGUUACCAUCAGGACGAGCAGUACACAAGGGAACUGGGGGGUAGGAUCCCUUCCCCCAACCCCCAGGAACAAGAAGAGGUGAAUCACUGUUCUUUUUUCAUGGACAAUGAGAGACCUGCUUUCCAAUACGCGGGGAAUAAUUGCGCUUUGGCACCUCAUCUGCCCGAGCUGUCUAGACAGGGCACUUUUCUAUGUUGUCUGAAUGAUGAAAAUUUUUUUUCACACCAUUUCCUGAGAGAAGAUUUCCCUGUCUACAUCACUUGAGAAAUUCAUGUGUCAUAUUUUUUUUUUUCUCAAAACUUGCUGGCUUCUUAAAACAACUUUAAUCCUUAAAGGACCCUUUUGUCAGAGAAAUCUCAUUCCAGGUAGCCAGUGAUUUCAUCAUCUUCCGUAUGCUCAUGGUUCUCAGUGUCACCCAUUGACAGAUGUGUCAGGCAGAACGAACUCUAAUCCCCAUGCCCAGAGUGGUGAUUGCUGCUGUGUUAACUUCGGAUCUCCAUCUCCUCACAGAGCUGUCACGGAGACAAAGCAUCUUUGUGGAGCUGGGAGGGAAACUGAGGCUUGGGGGACGGGACGAGAGGCUCAUCAUUUGCUAACUGAAGCACAAGACUGAAGUCUGAUUCUCUGUAACAAACCUGGGGGGUUUCUUAAGCUACUCUAUUCAUGGGAGUGUUAGAGAAUUUCCAAGGUUAAAGAAAAAAUCAUCUACUAAACAGCAGAUUUCUAGGGAAAACUGUCUUGGAGAGGGUAGAAGGAGAUUUCCAAAUAUAAAGUGAGUUUUUGAGGCCACCGCUUCUGCAUCUGUCCUGAUCUCUGUAGCGUCAGCUGGUACCUGUGAGCUGCAUCUUUCAUGUGGCCAAGGAGAGUCAGGGUACUAACCUGAGGACAGGCAGCAGCAACACACAGUGUGUCUUCCUCAGGGGACUGUGAAAAGAGCUUCAGUCACACCUCCCUGAGGGAAGCUGGAGACAGUGCCCUGUCACAGAGUCAGCCCUUAGGUCUGCAUCUCCUGUCGGUCCUUUACCCAUGUUCCCUGUAUGCGUCUGAGCAGAUGUAACUGGUAACAGUGACUGUGGUCUUUGUGAAGCCCAAGUUUUUCCAAUAUGCUGUAAAGUGUGCUUUAUUGUAAGUCACUGUAGGCAAAAUAAAACUUCUCCUCUGUG